Molecule: messenger RNA, 1062 nt
Organism: Plasmodium yoelii
Lineage: Eukaryota; Apicomplexa; Aconoidasida; Haemosporida; Plasmodiidae
Product: phosphatidylserine decarboxylase, putative
Exons: 1
Coding region: 1-1062 (353 amino acids)
Biological process (GO): phosphatidylethanolamine biosynthetic process
Cellular component (GO): mitochondrion
Molecular function (GO): phosphatidylserine decarboxylase activity
Source: RefSeq, a predicted model, not a curated record
AUGAAGGAAAAUAAAAACAAAAGUAGAUUUUCACUUUUGUACAGAAACAAAUAUAUGAUAACAAGUAUAACAUUAUUAUCUAUAAUUAUAAUGUUCCAAUAUAAAUAUCAUGAAGUUUUAUCAGUUUAUAACAAUGAUAUAACAGUACAUCAAAGUAGUAAAUUAUAUUUGGCUCGUUUAUUAUUUGGUAGAACCCGAAGUAGAAUAACUGGAAAAUUGUUAGAAAUAGAAAUUCCGCAUAAUUAUCGUUUAUUUAUUUAUAAUUUGUUAAUAAAAUAUAUGAACAUUAAUAAAAAUGAAAUAAAAUAUCCAAUCGAAUCAUAUAAAUCAAUAAGUGAAUUAUUUUCAAGAUAUAUUAGAGAAGAAACAAGGCCUAUUGAAGAUAUUAGUGAUUAUUCUAUAAUUAGUCCAUGUGAUAGUGAAAUAGUCGAUUUUGGUGAAUUGACUCAAAAUAUAAAUAAUGUUAAAGGACUAAAUUUUAAUGUUGAAACAUUUUUAGGAGUAAAUUUACAAAAAAAAUAUAAUGAUGAUACAACGAAAUUUUAUUAUGCUAUUUUUUAUUUAAGCCCAAAAAAAUAUCAUCAUUUUCAUGCCCCAUUUGAUUUUACAUAUAAUAUGAGAAGACAUAUAUCUGGUGAAGUUUUUCCAUUAUUUAAAGGAAUGUUUAAAUUUAUAAAUAAUAUAUUUAAUAUUAAUGAACGUGUUAUAUUAGGUGGUGAAUGGAAAGGUGGGAAAGUUUACUAUGCAGCAAUUAGUGCAUAUAAUGUUGGUAAUAUAAAAAUCGUAAAUGAUAAUGAAUUGCUUACUAACAAUUUAAGAUCUCAACUAACAUACAUAGGGGGAGAUAUUGAUACGAAGUUUUAUGAAAAUCACAAAAAAGUUGAAAUAGGCGAUGAAAUUGGUGAGUUUAAGUUGGGGUCAUCUAUAAUAAUUAUAUUUGAGAAUAAAAAUAAUUUUAUAUGGAAUGUCAAGGAAAACCAAACUGUCUCCGUGGGCCAGAGAAUUGGGGGCAUUACUCGCCCAACCCCCCCCCAAAACAAAGUAAUUAAAAUUAAGAGCUAA